Messenger RNA from Penaeus vannamei (Pacific white shrimp), 601 nucleotides. The record is from RefSeq and is a predicted model, not a curated record. Lineage: Eukaryota; Metazoa; Arthropoda; Malacostraca; Decapoda; Penaeidae.
GCGUGCGACCUGGUGCACGACCACCUGCUGGUGUACGACGGGAACUCGACGGACGCGCCGCUGUUCCUGAAGGUGUGCGGGUCGGGCGCGCUGCCGCCCAUCACGUCGACGGGGCCCGACAUGCUGAUCGUGUUCAGCACCUCGCGCUUCGACGAGCCGACGCAGGAGACGCUGAUGCCGCGGACGCUCGGCUUCGAGCUCAACGUCAAGGUCAACUACCUAAGCAUGGACUCGCGGGAGUUCGCGCGCAACCGCCAGUGCACGUUCCACAUCUUCGGCGCGAACAACGCCAGCGGCGAGGUCACGUCGGUGGUGAACACGCAGCCGCAGAACUCGUCGUGCGUGUACCUGUUCCACGGCGAGCCGCACGAGGUGGUGUGGGUGCACUUCCGCAAGUACGAGAUCGCGCCGCGCAUGGGCCACUACACCGGCAACAUCACCGAGUGCAUCAACCCGCUGCAGAUCUACGACGGCAACUUCUUCGACCCGAGCACGCCCUACGGGUCGCCGCGGCGCGCCAAGCUCAUCCAGGAGCACUGCACGACGCGGCCGCCGCCCAUGUGCGCGCGCGAGUAACUCCCGUCGCGCCCCGGCCUGGCCG